CUUUUGAGUCUAAACACAAGUUCGGAUCAGGAUUCUUUCAAAUGAGAAUCAAGUUGCCUCCAAAAGAUACUGCUGGAGUUGUGACAGCUUUUUAUUUGACUUCGAAGGGUGAUACCCACGAUGAGGUAGACUUCGAGUUCCUGGGGAAUAGAGAAGGAAAACCGAUACAAAUUCAAACAAAUGUCUUUAACAAUGGUCAAGGAAAUAGAGAACAAAAGUUUGUUCUUUGGUUCGAUCCAUCCACAGAUUUCCACACUUAUGGGAUUCUCUGGAAUCCUUAUCAAAUUGUGUUUUACGUGGACAAAAUUCCAAUACGAAUAUUCAAAAAUAACAAAAAAUAUGGCGUAGGAUAUCCAUCAAAGCCGAUGACAGUGAUUGCUAGUCUGUGGAACGGUGAGGGAUGGGCAACAGACGGUGGAAAGGCCAAAAUUAAUUGGUCAUAUGCUCCUUUUAAAGCCAAUUUUCAAAGUUUUUCUGAUUCUGGUUGUCACGCGGAUGGUGGGAACAUUAACGCGGAAGCAUGUGGUUCAACAACCUACUACUGGAAUACGAUCCAAUAUAGUAGGUUAAGUGCAAAUGAAACUACGGCAUUCAAGAAUGUGAGAGCGAAGUACGUGACAUACGAUUAUUGUUCUGAUAAGCGUAGGUUUCCUGUUCCUCCUACGGAAUGUCGAUUGAAUCAGUGAUGGGUAUCUGAAAA
Molecule: messenger RNA, 700 nt
Organism: Brassica oleracea var. oleracea
Lineage: Eukaryota; Viridiplantae; Streptophyta; Magnoliopsida; Brassicales; Brassicaceae
Product: xyloglucan endotransglucosylase/hydrolase protein 2-like
Exons: 3
Coding region: 42-686 (214 amino acids)
Biological process (GO): glucan metabolic process
Cellular component (GO): apoplast; cell wall
Molecular function (GO): hydrolase activity, hydrolyzing O-glycosyl compounds; xyloglucan:xyloglucosyl transferase activity
Source: RefSeq, a predicted model, not a curated record